This is a messenger RNA of Abrus precatorius (Indian licorice), 1582 nucleotides long. RefSeq names its product SNF1-related protein kinase regulatory subunit gamma-1-like. The transcript has 6 exons. Lineage: Eukaryota; Viridiplantae; Streptophyta; Magnoliopsida; Fabales; Fabaceae. Bases 50 to 1297 code for a protein of 415 amino acids. The record is from RefSeq and is a predicted model, not a curated record.
GAUCCUAAACUUGUCAGCAUUGCAAUUCUAGAGAUAGAGAGAUAGAGUAAUGGCAACAUUGGGAGAGAGUCCACGGAGCCCAGAGGCAAAGCUGGGGAUGAGAGUGGAGGAUCUGUGGGAUGUUCAGGAACCACAACUAAGUCCUAAUGAGAAGCUCAAUGCAUGCUUUGAAAGCAUCCCUGUCUCUGCUUUUCCUCCUCCUCCUUCAAAUCAAGAAAUUGAGAUAAAAUCAGAUGCAACCCUGGCUGAAGCUGUAAAAAUACUUGCACAACACAACAUUCUGAGUGCACCUGUGGUGGAUGUUGACGCACCUGAAGAUGCUAGUUGGAUUGACAGAUAUAUAGGAAUUGUUGAGUUUGCUGGAAUUGUUGUAUGGAUUCUGCAUCAGUCUGAACCUACAUCUCCUAGGAGUCCAUCCAGUGGAACUGCUACUGCAGCUGCAGCUAAUGGAAUGGCUUCUGCUCCAGAAAAUGAAGUUUUAGGCCUAGGAUCUGCUGCCACAACUUCAGGCAACUUUUUUGAGGACCUCACUUCUUCUCAACUUUAUAAGAAUACCAAGGUUGGUGAUAUUUCAGGAUCAUUCCGCUGGGCACCAUUUCUUGCUUUGGAGAGAUCAAACUCAUUUUUGACCAUGCUUUUGCUGCUUUCAAAAUACAAGAUGAAGAGUAUUCCUGUGGUGGACUUGGGUGCAGGUAGAAUUGAUAACAUUAUUACACAGUCUGCUGUAAUUCACAUGUUGGCAGAAUGUGCUGGUCUACAGUGGUUUGAGAGUUGGGGAACCAAGAAACUGUCUGAAGUUGGCCUUCCCAUGGUGAAACCAAAUCAAAUCAUCAAGGUUUACGAGGAUGAACCAGUGCUUCAAGCCUUUAAACUGAUGAGGAAAAAGAGGAUUGGAGGGGUGCCUGUGAUUGAAAGGGGUGGCAGUCGAGCAAUUGGUAAUAUAAGCCUUCAAGAUGUUCAGUUCCUCCUAACUGCUCCUGAAAUCUACCAUGAUUAUAGAGCUAUUACAGCAAAAUACUUCCUGACUGCCGUUAGAAGCUACUUAGAGAAGCAUGAAGGGGCCUUUCCAAUGUCAAGUGACUUGAUUACAUGCAAAAAGGACUUCACAAUCAAAGAAUUGAUUCAACUGCUUGAUCAUGAGAAGAUUCACCGGGUCUAUGUCAUUGACGAUGAUGGUAAUCUUGAAGGAUUGAUCACACUGAGAGAUAUCAUCUCAAGGCUAGUACAUGAGCCUCGUGGUUAUUUUGGUGAUUUCUUUGAUGGGGUUUUCCCAAUGCCUCCAAACAGCAGGGUUUGACAAGGAUCCAGGAAGAAUAACUUCUGUUCCAUCAGCUUUUUUAGUAUAACAAAUUGUUUUGUUUCUCAUCAGAGCUGAUAACAUGGUCUUAGAAUCUUAGGGUCUUUGUAACAUAAGCAAUUUGCACUUGGGAAGUUGCUCUCUUGUACGUAAAACUAGUGAAAGUUAUAUUUUGUACAAAUUCUGAUGUAAUAAUAAUGGACACAUUUUCUUUUGAACAAGUUGAUCCUUAAUCACAUUAUGCCUUGAGAUACUACUAUGCAAUAAAGAGCCAAGGAGCUUAAC